Molecule: messenger RNA, 1668 nt
Organism: Caenorhabditis sp. 36 PRJEB53466
Lineage: Eukaryota; Metazoa; Nematoda; Chromadorea; Rhabditida; Rhabditidae
Source: the annotation of a GenBank genome assembly
AUGGAUGAACAACAAGAUCCAACCGUGUUUCCCAUCGAAAAGAUGACCAUGGUGUCGCUGGGCAAAAUUUUGAGAGAAAUAGACCUGGUGGACAUGUAAGUUAGCAUAAAAAGUGUUUGUAAAAAUGUAUUGGAAAUGUAUUGCAGCGUGGAAUUGUCACUGACGAAUUCGGACGUGAAAAGAGCGAUCGGAGCGUUCAAGUACAAAGUUGACUCGUUCGAAGUGUCGUUCGAUUCGCAGCAAUCCUACGUGGCGAUGACGGCCGGCGCCAAAAAAUUUAUUUGGACUUUUUAUUUCGUGACGCCCGAUCCGGAGGUCAAUAUUCGCAAAAUUGGGCGAUAUAACUUCAGAAGGUACAUUUGUUUUCGUAGAUUUUCAAAAAUGCAUCUACAAAAGGGACAUGUGGUCCCUGGGUCCAGGCCUAAUUUUCCCGACAUGCUUUCUCACAUAAAAACCCAAUAAAAUUGUUUCAAGUGAAAUUCAGUUUGCAGCUACCGUACACGCAUGGGAAUUCACACGGAUCACCACGACAUCGAGCACGGAAUCCCCGUCAUUUUCGCCCAUUUAUUGUCGAUCUUCUACUGUUGCGAAGCAGAAAUCACGCACUUAACGAUCGAUUUUUCGACGAUCGCCGAGCCGAGAGCCGUCGUCGAACUUUUCAAACAUUUCCGCAAGAUCAACUUUCUGGUGCUUGCGAAAAGCGGAUUCGGCGAUUUGUUCGACUUCAAACCGGAUCUGGAACGCAUUUUGCGCAUUUUCGAGACGAAUGAAAUACAUUUCGACGUGGAGGGCGCCGAGAAAAUAUUCAAAACUGGCGAGAACGGGCAAAUGGAGAUGGUCGUUCAACAGGAAAAAUACGAUAUUGUGCGUUUCGAGACGCUUUGAGAAAUAAACUAGCAAUUUUCAGCUCCUCAGCAAAGACCACGUGUGUCUGGAAAAGGCGUUCUGGCUGAGCGGCGAAGAUUUGCUUAAAAUGGACACACGAACGGCGAUAAUAGUGGAGAACGUGCUGACGCCCACGCACUUGAACGCGUUCGUCAAAAAGUGGCAUUGCGGCGAGAAGAACGAGCGGUUCAUGUGGCUGAAAGUGCAAAUAGACCUGAGAGAGGACGAGGCGAAGGACGCCGUCAAAGAGGGACUCACACUUGUGCCGAGCCAGUGGAGACAGUCCACCACCCACUUGUGAGCGCCCAUUUUUUUGUUUCCACAAUAAUUAGACUGAAAUUUUGCAGAAACUGUCAAUACCACCGGGUGAACUGUCAAACGAUGCCGCUCGAAUUGGCGUCGGGCUUCCAACUGACGCACUCGACGAAUGGAUCCGUGGCGGACCUCAUAAUCGCCGACGACUACUUCCUAUUUCACGUGAAAGACGACGGAGGGCUGACGGCGCCGGUGGUUGAGCCGGUGAGACGGCAGGCGAACGGGGAUUUGAUGGCCGAGUUGCUGAUGCGGGUCCAGCGGGCCGAACGGGAACGGAGGAUGCGGAGGGCCGAGCUGGAGGAGCUCAUCGAGUUUGGCGAAGGCGAUGAUGGCGUGAUCGAAGAAGCGCGCCGCCGUUUGUUCGACGCGAAUCGGGAGCUGAGCGACGCGGAAGAAGCACAUCAGGCCGAGACUCGCAGGCAGAUGGUGGCCGCUGUGGCGGCGGCGGGGCCACUUGUGAUCCCUUGA